AUGAAUUCUGUACGCGCCAUACAACAGCUCAACAAGCGCGAACUCGAGGCCGGUGUCGGAACAGAAGGCUCGUGGCACACCGACUACCGCGACACAGCCUUCAUCAACAUUGGCGGCCUGCCAUUCGAGCUCUCCGAGGGUGACAUCAUAACCAUAUUCUCACAGUAUGGUGAGCCAGUAUGGGUCAAGCUGGCACGUGACAAGGAGACUGGAAAGUCACGGGGCUUUGCGUGGAUCAAAUACGAAGACCAGAGAAGCUGUGACUUGGCAGUAGACAACCUGGGCGGGUCGACCAUUAUGGACCGAGUGAUACGCGUAGACCAUGCGCGCUACAAGCCCAUGGAUGGCGAGGACAUGCGGGACAAUACCAUGGGCGAACCUGUUGACGAUGAUGACCAAGGCUCAGACGACGGCAGGCGCAAGAGGCGGAAGACAGACAGCGAGAGUGACUCGGACGAAGAUAGACCACUUUUGCCAGAGGAGAUUGAAUUGGACAAGCUGAUGGACAAGCUGGACGAAGACGAUCCGAUGCGCGACUCCAUGAUCAAGCGCCAACAAGAGAAGGUCGACGAGGCGCUGAAGAAGUUGAAGAAGGCUAAGCGGAAAGAGAAGGAGCGAGCCAAGAGGCGGGAGAAGCAUCACCACAAGGACGGAUCCAGAGACCGACAUCGCGAGAAAGAGAGAAGGAAGAUCAAAGACGACGAAGAAGAUGGCGGACACGUGACCGAGAAAGUCGCGACAGGGACUCGGACGAUGACCGUCGACAGCGAAAGUCAAGGCAUCGCGAUGAGUCUGAUAGUAGAGACCAUGAGAAACGUCGUGAUCGCAGUCGCGAGCGUCACCGUGUUCACAGCGACAAGAAGCAAAGAAGUCGACGUCCUUCAGUCUCCGACGAUGAUCGCGGGGAUCGCUCGCGUUCGAAGCGCUCUCCUCUACCAUAUCGAGCGCGCUCACCUCGUGGAGAUCGCGACCAUGCACGCGAUUGAUCAUCACUCGCCCUGUACGAAUGACUAUCCAGCAUUUUUAUGCGUGAAACACAUCAUUAAGAUACCCAUCGUCAGCAGUAUUCCAGUCAGCAUAUUCCGAGAACCAUGGAAGUCAAAAUUCAUCACCUCGACUUGA
Messenger RNA from Parastagonospora nodorum SN15, 1122 nucleotides. RefSeq lists its product as hypothetical. The coding region runs from base 1 to 1122 and encodes 373 amino acids. The record is from RefSeq and is a predicted model, not a curated record. Gene Ontology annotation, molecular function: RNA binding. Gene Ontology annotation, biological process: mRNA splicing, via spliceosome. The transcript is spliced from 2 exons. NCBI's taxonomy places the organism in Eukaryota, Fungi, Ascomycota, Dothideomycetes, Pleosporales, Phaeosphaeriaceae. Gene Ontology annotation, cellular component: U2 snRNP; catalytic step 2 spliceosome; precatalytic spliceosome.